GCAAGGGCGGUCGGAGCGGCCCCCGGUGCUGCUCCCGGUGCGGCUCCCGGUGCGGCUCCCGGUGCGGCUCCCGCUGCUCCCGGUGCGGCUCCCGGUGCUGCUCCCGGGGCAGCCAGCGGCGCGGCUCCCGGCGGUUCCCGGCGCGGCUCCCGGAGCGCCUCCCGGCGGGGCAUCCUCCCGGUGCGCCCUCGGGAGCGCACGGCCGAGCCCCGCCGCCGGGCCGGGCCCGAGCCAUCCCGGGCAGCCCCGCCUGGGGCCGGCAGCAUGCCCCGCGGGCGAGCCUGGACGCCGGCGGAGGUCAGCAGCCUGCUGUCGCUGGUGGGGGGCUCGGGGGAGGCCGCGCUGCUCAUGGCCUCCACGUCGCGACCCAACGAGGCGCUCUGGCGGGAGAUCUCCCGGCGCCUGGCGGCGGCCGGCUACGGGCGCAGCGUGGCCCAGUGCCGCUCCAAGUGGAAGGCGCUCAAGCAGGCUUUCCACUCGGAGCGGGAGACGCGCCGCCGGGCAGGACACCACUCGCCCCGGCUGCCGCCGCACUACCGAGCCAUGAAGAGCAUCUGGAAGGCGGCCGGCAGACCCGUCUUUGGCGAGCGGAGGAUGCCAGACGUGGUGAAGCUGCCCUCCAGAAGGCGCAGGUCAGCCCUUGCCACACGCUCUCCAUCCUCACCAGAGCCACCAGAGCACGGCGUUGGCGGGGACACCCCUAGCACGCUGCUGUCACCGAAGCUGCAGCGUGCGAAGGACGAGCCAGAGAGCCCAGCUGGUGGGGAACACAUUGCUGGAGUGCCACCCACACCCCCUGCCAUGCCACACACCGGUUGCUGCUUCUCUCCCCUCUCCCUCCUGGGCUGUCACACUGACCUGAAGCAGGAAGGAGCUGAGGGAAAGGCCAGUUUUCCUGGUGAGACAUCCCUGGGGAUGGGAAGAGGAAACCAAGUGGUGCCGCUGGCUGCUGCAGCCACAGGCUCCCCCGGGACAGCAGCCACGAGUGAGCAGCCAGCAGCAGGUGAAGAUGCAUCAGACACAAGCCUGCAUGGGUCUGGCGUGGCGGGCUUGCUCCAGAAUGUCCAGCAGCUGCUGGUGCAGAUCCUGCAGACAUCCCGGCAGCAGCAGGCUCUACUGGAGAGCCUGGCCAGUGACACUGUGUCCCACCUCCACCUCCUGUCCCACAGCCUCGUGCAGGUGGGCGAGACCCUGCACCAACUCCUGCUCCGGCCACAGACCCACCCUGGCCCCAUUGGCCACUAUGUCCCCCACGUGCCCCUUUUUGAGGGUGGCUCUGGUGUGCCCUGCUCCCCUGGUGCUCCCCACACUGCCCCAGAUCACAAAGAGGAGCCUCAGAUGUCCGCUGAUGCCAGGUGCAUCCCCCACUGAGUGCCACCAUCACUGGCUCCAGGAGCAACAGCUUUGCUACAGAGCCAUGGCACAAAUCUUUAUAUCAGAGGUUCCAGAUAUUUUGAAAGUUUAUACUAGAGAGACAUUUUAAUAAAAUUAAAAAUAGCUUUUCUACCA
Messenger RNA from Passer domesticus (house sparrow), 1509 nucleotides. RefSeq lists its product as uncharacterized. NCBI's taxonomy places the organism in Eukaryota, Metazoa, Chordata, Aves, Passeriformes, Passeridae. The record is from RefSeq and is a predicted model, not a curated record. Bases 265 to 1371 code for a protein of 368 amino acids. The transcript is spliced from 8 exons.